GUUUUGAAAUACCAAUCGAGACAUUCACAAUCUUAAGAGAGUUAGAAAGAGAGAGAGAGAGAGAGCGCGCGGUUCAGGACUGCAGGUUACCAAACAGAGACAAGGAAAAGAGAAAAGAAAUGUCGUACAAGCGCGGGAAAGGCAGGGACAAGGACCUUGACGACUUCAUCUGCGACGACGACGCCCCUCCAAAGAAAAUGCGCAAGAAAGACACAUCCGGUGAUGAUUCCGGCGACGAUGACACCAUCUUCAUCUGCGACGUUUCCAAAAACCGGAGGGUUAGUGUCCGAAACUGGCAAGGGAGGGUUUUUGUUGAUAUCCGUGAGUUCUACGUCAAAGAUGGCAAGCAAAUGCCUGGAAAAAAAGGUAUCUCGUUGAGCAUUGAUCAGUGGAAAGAACUUCGUGCUCAUGUGGAUGAAAUUGACAAGGCACUGGCAUAGUAAAUGGUGCACUAUCUGUAACAAGUAGAAGACUAAAAUGUGGUUUUUUUUUUACUGUUGACCAGAAUCAUUAGUGCAAGUAUGCUUAUAUGCUGUAUGUAGUUGUAGCUGGUGGAUGUGGAUUCUAUCGUGGGAUGUUUUGCAUGGUUUUCCUCCCGACUCUUUAAAAAGGUCAAGUUGCAUGCCUGUUA
Molecule: messenger RNA, 631 nt
Organism: Lactuca virosa
Lineage: Eukaryota; Viridiplantae; Streptophyta; Magnoliopsida; Asterales; Asteraceae
Source: the annotation of a GenBank genome assembly